Aspergillus fumigatus Af293 is the source of this 855-nucleotide messenger RNA. Its product is annotated as trihydroxytoluene oxygenase. Gene Ontology annotation, biological process: L-methylmalonyl-CoA metabolic process. The coding region runs from base 1 to 855 and encodes 284 amino acids. NCBI's taxonomy places the organism in Eukaryota, Fungi, Ascomycota, Eurotiomycetes, Eurotiales, Aspergillaceae. The record is from RefSeq and is a predicted model, not a curated record. Gene Ontology annotation, molecular function: methylmalonyl-CoA epimerase activity. Gene Ontology annotation, cellular component: mitochondrion. The transcript is spliced from 3 exons.
AUGAAGGUUGUCAAAAAGACGGAUAAGGAAGUAUGGUACCGAGGUUACGGGACGGAUCCGUAUGUUUAUUAUGCCUGCAAAGGUCCAAAGAAAGAGUUUCUCGGAGGGACGUUUGAGGUGGAGUCGCACCAAGAUCUGGAAAGGGCGGCCAAUCUGCCCACAGGCAGCCCUAUCCAAGAAAUGAGAGACGCCCCCGGAGGAGGCUUCAUGGUCACCGUUAAAGAUCCCGAAGGGUUCCCGAUCAAUCUCGUCUACGGUCAGUCACCAGCAGCACCAGGUGAAUAUCCUCCCAAGCUUGUCGUCAACUACGAGUCAGACAAGCCUCGCGUCCGCCACUUUCAGCGCUUUGUUCCCGGCCCGGCAGCCGUCCACAAACUGGGUCACUUCGGCCUGUGCGUCCGAAACUUCCAGGACAUGGUUACCUUUUACACAACAACUUUCAACCUCGUGCCGAGCGACUUCCUCUACGUUGAGAAAGACGGCAACAAGAAGAACGUUGCUCUCUUCGCGCACAUCGAUCGCGGCGCAGACUACGUCGACCACCACAGUUUCUUCAUGAGCACCAAUCCCACCUCGCAUGUACACCAUUGCUCGUUUGAGGUGCAUGACUUUGACACGCAGAAUUUAGGACACCAGUGGCUGGCACACAAGGGGUAUGAGCCUGUGUGGGGUGUCGGACGACACAUCCUCGGGUCGCAGCUGUUUGAUUACUGGUGGGAUACCACUGGGAACAUGAUUGAGCACUAUGCGGAUGGGGAUUUGGUGAAUGAGGAGACGCCGGUCGGGUAUGGGCCCGCGGGCGAUGAGUCGUUGGCUGUCUGGGGCCCGCAGGUGCCUAAGUGGUUUUUAGACUAG